Molecule: messenger RNA, 1421 nt
Organism: Xiphias gladius (swordfish)
Lineage: Eukaryota; Metazoa; Chordata; Actinopteri; Istiophoriformes; Xiphiidae
Product: intracellular hyaluronan-binding protein 4-like
Exons: 9
Coding region: 142-1260 (372 amino acids)
Biological process (GO): positive regulation of RNA splicing; positive regulation of translational initiation
Cellular component (GO): cytoplasm; nucleus
Molecular function (GO): RNA binding
Source: RefSeq, a predicted model, not a curated record
GUGGCGUCGCGCGUCUCCACACGUGCAAACAUUUAAAAGUGUGGACGACCUGACGCGUGCGUUUGUUGGACGUUCACUGGGGAUGCGUAGCACAGUCCGCGGCUCUUUGCUGUUGUAACCUCAGCAGGAAAAACGGGCAAAAUGCUGCCGGACGCCUACGGGUGCAUUGUGGCGAACAGGUUCGGGAAUCUUCUGGAUGACGACGCCGACCCCUUCGACUUGAUGAACGAAGUUGAAACGGAGAAGGAGAAGAAGAAAAAGAAGAAGAAGGAAGAGGAGAAGAAGAAAGGCAAGCAGAAAAAACCCGGUCAGAAGGAAUCUCAGAAGGACAGACGCGUCCCCAUCGCUUCGGACGGUCAAGACCCGGUUCCAGUCCAAAAGCAGCAGCAGCAGCAGCAGCAGCAGCCGGCACGUCCUGGGCCAGUGACCGACAGCGGCGAUGGCAGAGAGGAGGCCCAGAGGGGCAUGAAGAGAGCUGGCGCUGGGGAGCGUAGGGCCAACCAAGAGUACCCACAGGAGUUUUCCAUAUCUAAGCCUUCCUAUGUUGCAGACUCUGACCUCAGGGGCAGAGGGGGGAUUAGAAGUAGGAGAGGAGCAAGAGGUGGUGGAGGAUACACAAGGAACCCGGACAACUCCAACCUGAGGGGCAAGAGAGAAUAUGAUCGACACAAUGGAACAGGUAUAUCUCCUGAGGAAAAGAGAGGAGGCAGAGGACCCUGGAACUGGGGCUGUGUUGAGGAAGCUGCAAGUGAAUUAAUGGAGGUGACAUCUGAUGCUUCAGUCAAAUCUGAGGAGCCCCAGAUACCUGUGGAUGAAGAAAAUCAGAAUCGCACAAUGGAAGAGGAGGACGGAGAGAUGGUGGUCCAGGUUGCCAUGGAGAUGACCCUGGACGAGUGGAAAGCCGUGCAGGAGAUGAGUCGUCCAAAGCCAGAGUUUAAUAUCCGCAAAACAGAGAACAAGAUUCCCUCAAAAGCCAAGGUCAUCCACCAGUCAAAGCACCUGGAGAACCUCAAGGGGACCCCAGAAGAAAUGGAGGAUGAAGGCAACUUCCUUCGUAGGUCUGUUAAUGACAUCACCUCCCUCCUGGACAUCAAUUUUGGGAGUCUUGGACGCCCCACUCGUGGGGGUCGUGGAAGGGGAGCACGAGGUGGUCCUACUAGUCGCCCAGAGAGAGUUAAACCCAUAUUGGAGAGGGAGGAUGACCUGGCUCCUAACCCAGAUGACCCAGAAGACUUCCCAGCACUACCAACAGGGAGAUAAUUGCAUACACAUCUGUUUGUUUACCUCCUGUGGGGAAUUUUUGUUGCACUUGCUAGAGAACCGUUUUCAUGUUUCUGCUGUUCUUAAGGUUUGGGAUUCUGUUGCACUGAAGGCACUGCUUUACAUUUGACUACUGGGGAAUAAAUGCUUCUGCAAGUUUA